AGAUUGCUCAGACUCUUCAGCACGGGCUACAGGGCAAGAAGCACGAAGACACAAGCCCUUUCAGAUAGACACAGGGACACAGACUCCCUCCGGCUCUCCAGCAGACACGAGUUUCCCUAGAUCCUCAGCAGAGACAUUAAGGUCACCCUACAGGGACGCAGAGAAGGCAUCUGCCCAGUUUAAAGGAACAGCCUCUCUUCAGUAUUUUUGCCAGUUUUGCUGAUCACACCACAGGGAAAAUGAGCUUCCUAGCACUUAACCCCGUCCUUGCUAUUGCCCUUCUUUCUGGAUUCAUUGACUUGGCUGUGUCAUCGUGCCCAGCAGUGUGCCAAUGUCCGGUUGAAGUACCCAAAUGUGCCCCAGGAGUUGGACUGGUUCUGGAUGGUUGUGGAUGUUGCAAAAUCUGUGCUAAGCAGCUCAAUGAAGAUUGCAGCAAAACUCAUCCUUGUGAUCACACCAAGGGACUUGAAUGCAAUUUUGGAGCCAGUUCCAGAGCCAUUAAGGGAAUAUGUAGAGCAAAAUCAGAAGGGAGACCUUGUGAGUACAAUUCCAAAAUCUACCAGAAUGGAGAAAGUUUUCAGCCAAACUGCAAGCAUCAGUGCACAUGCAUAGAUGGAGCUGUUGGUUGCCUUCCAUUGUGUCCUCAAGAACUAUCCCUGCCUAACUUGGGCUGCCCAAAUCCAAGGCUGGUGAAGGUUCCAGGGCAGUGCUGUGAGGAGUGGGUCUGCGAUGAAGCCAAAGAUCCAGUCGAUGAGAUGGAUGACUUCUUUAACAAAGAAUUUGGAAUGGAUACUAAUGAAGGAGAACUUACAAGGAAAAAUGAAUUUGUUGCGGUCAUCAAAGGAGGACUAAAAAUGCUGCCUGUUUUUGGCUCUGACCCGCAAAGUCAUGUUGUGGAGAACUCGAAGUGCAUUGUUCAAACCACAUCGUGGUCUCAGUGCUCAAAGACCUGUGGAACUGGUAUCUCUACGAGAGUCACAAAUGAUAACAGCAACUGCAGACUCGUGAGGGAGACCAGAAUCUGUGAAGUCCGACCUUGUGGCCAGCCAAGCUAUACAAGUUUAAAGAAGGGAAAGAAAUGCACCAAGACAAAAAAAUCUCAAGCUCCAGUAAGAUACACAUACGCCGGAUGUUCCAGUGUAAAGAAAUAUCGUCCAAAAUAUUGUGGAUCAUGUGUGGAUGGGAGGUGCUGCACUCCACAGCAGACAAGGACUGUCAAAAUCCGAUUCCGUUGUGAGGAUGGGGAGACCUUUACUAAAAAUGUCAUGAUGAUCCAGUCAUGUAGAUGCAACUACAACUGCCCACAUACAAAUGAAGCCUAUCCUUACUACAGAUUAUUCAAUGAUAUCCACAAAUUCAGAGACUAAAUGCUACUUGCUUUAAACUUGAGUGCCUUCUAUGGACGAUUUUAGGUACUUUGAACUUCCAAUUUGCAUACGUCAUCUGGACUUUAUUGCUAAAGACUGAAAUAUUUUAAUGCUUCAUAAUGGAGCUAACUAAUUGCUUCUUUUUUUGGAGCAUAAUAAUAAUUUCUGUUUUUCUGCUUAGUAUUUUUUUUUUUUUUUUGGUGACCAUUCCCUCGAAGGCUAGAAAGGACCCCUCAGCCUGUUGGUGUCUUUUCUUUUUUUCUUGUACACAAAGUGUUAAGGGGUUUCCACAUUCUCUUUAGUGAAAGACAGAAACUCCGUAAACAUGUUCCAAAACAAGUUGAACGUUACAUUCCUUCCUGAUGGAGCACGCUUCAGUGUUCAUCUGUGGCAGCUAUUACAAUCAAGCAAUUCUUAAGCAAACAGAAAUCCGCUGUGUCUUUUUUUCCUCUAAUUAAAUGUGUUUUAUUUAUCAAAAAUGUAGCUUUUUGUGACAAAUGUAGUACUGGAAUUAUUGUAAAUAGUUUUAAUUUUUAUAUUCGGUGAAUCAAGAAUUUAUUUAUGGAAUUAAUCAAUUAAUAAAACUAUUUACAUAUUUAUACAUUUAA
Xenopus laevis (African clawed frog) is the source of this 1975-nucleotide messenger RNA. It is a transcript of the gene ccn1.S, whose product is annotated as cellular communication network factor 1 S homeolog. Gene Ontology annotation, molecular function: heparin binding; integrin binding. The record is from RefSeq and is marked provisional. Gene Ontology annotation, cellular component: extracellular matrix; extracellular region. Gene Ontology annotation, biological process: positive regulation of cell migration; positive regulation of multicellular organismal process; regulation of multicellular organismal development. NCBI's taxonomy places the organism in Eukaryota, Metazoa, Chordata, Amphibia, Anura, Pipidae.